This is a messenger RNA of Zingiber officinale, 898 nucleotides long. Its product is annotated as 60S ribosomal protein L18a-like. Gene Ontology annotation, cellular component: cytosolic large ribosomal subunit; ribosome. The coding region runs from base 126 to 662 and encodes 178 amino acids. Gene Ontology annotation, biological process: translation. The record is from RefSeq and is a predicted model, not a curated record. The transcript has 4 exons. Gene Ontology annotation, molecular function: structural constituent of ribosome. NCBI's taxonomy places the organism in Eukaryota, Viridiplantae, Streptophyta, Magnoliopsida, Zingiberales, Zingiberaceae.
GUCUGAGGCUAAAUCGGUAAAAAGAUAGGAUCUAGGUUUCGCCCGCCGCAUAUGUCACGAUAUUAACUCGUGAAGGAACUUCCUAGGGUUGGUUGUGCGGUGCGGCGUUGAAGUUUUCAGCAACGAUGGUCAAGUUUAGGUUUCAUCAGUACCAGGUGGUCGGCCGAGCCCUUCCGACCGAGGCGGACCAACACCCGAAGAUCUACCGUAUGAAGCUCUGGGCUACCAAUGACGUCCGAGCCAAAUCCAAGUUCUGGUAUUUCUUAAGGAAGUUGAAGAAGGUGAAGAAGAGCAAUGGUCAAGUUCUUGCUAUCAACGAGAUUUUUGAGAGGAAACCAACAAAGAUCAAGAACUAUGGUAUCUGGCUGCGUUACCAGAGCAGAACAGGUUACCAUAACAUGUACAAAGAGUACAGGGAUAUUACACUGAAUGGUGCGGUUGAGCAGAUGUAUGAUGAAAUGGCGUCUCGCCACCGCGUCAGGUACCAUGGCAUCCAGAUCAUAAAGACGGCCACCAUCCCUUCCAAGCUCUGCAAACGUGAAAGCACCAAGCAGUUCCAUGACUCGAAGAUCAAGUUCCCUCUAGUCUUCAAGAAACUCAGGCCCCCCACCAGAAAGUUGAAAACCACCUUCAAGGCCUCUCGCCCUAAUCUGUUUACUUAGACAAGGAUAAGUGGAAGAGUUAUUCGUGAAGUUUUUAUUAUCAGCGAACCAUUUUAGCCUCGCCAUGUGUCAUGGAUCAUCCUUUUUGUGGUUGUCUGACUCGGAUUGUUACUUUCAGAUAAGUCAAAUCUUAUUUCAGUGAUAUUUUUGACAUUAAUGAUUUUCAUUGAGCCAAUCAGUGGAAGUUGUAUGGACUCUACAAUUUAUCCUGUUUAAAUGUGCUUGGUUGCAUUUCA